Molecule: messenger RNA, 2569 nt
Organism: Pimephales promelas (fathead minnow)
Lineage: Eukaryota; Metazoa; Chordata; Actinopteri; Cypriniformes; Leuciscidae
Gene: ticam1
Product: TIR domain containing adaptor molecule 1
Biological process (GO): positive regulation of canonical NF-kappaB signal transduction; positive regulation of type I interferon production; TRIF-dependent toll-like receptor signaling pathway
Cellular component (GO): endosome
Molecular function (GO): signaling adaptor activity
Source: RefSeq, a predicted model, not a curated record
UCAUCUUCAACAAGUGAUGCCCUACAAAGUCCACUCGGUGUUUACCUUCUUCCGCAUUGCACGAGAAAGGGAAAAGAAAAACAUUCAGUCUCAAAAACCAUCAGUAACAUAAUGCUAUAGUAAUACAACAACCGGGAAAUAAGCGUCUUUGUGAUUUAUAAUCAAAAAAUUUCAACAGAUUCGCUGUUUCCUCUGCGAAGGUGUAUGUUUUGUUGUUGGCCAGUUCCUGCUUCUGAAUUAACGCAGAACUAUUACAGAGCAUUCAGAAGCUACGUGACUUCAAAUUGAAUGGAAUGACUUGAACAUGUCAUAUGAGUGCAUAUAUUCACGAAUGAUCGCCCAUUCUUGUCUGAACAAUGGCAGAAAAUGGAGUAGAGCUUGUGGACCGAGGAUUCGCGAAUCUCGCCAAAGCGUUUGAGGUCCUCUCCCAAGCUGGGCAGGAGCGAUGGGUUAGCCUCACCUUCAAAAUGGGUCGUGAACGGCCCGAGAACGGCCACAAACAGCCCGAGGAGCUGGUAUACGCCAUCUGCUUGUUUUUCCUGAAGCGGUACAGCGACGCACAUGCUAAGCUAACAGCUAACGCCGACAGCAGCAUUGGAAACUACUUGGCUGAAAUGCUCAAAAUGCACGGACAACGUUUGAACGGCGGCCAUGUUGCCGGUUUUAAGGCAACAGAUGCUAAAACGUUACUGGAUAUCGCAAGAAUUUUCGCUAUUUUGGUGCAGGAGAGAUUGUGCGACGAGUCGCUACGAGAUCAAGCGUACCGCGCGGCUCUUGUGUCGAGCAGAACGGCUGGUUUGAGUUCUUUAGACAUCGAGGAGGAAGUAAAGCAAGUCUGCGGUCCUGAUGCUAUCGACAAAUCCGACACCGAACUUACUACUUCCCAACUGACGUCCACAGAAGUAUCUAAUCGAAACGGUAGCCAUUUGUUGACUCAGCAAUUAAGUUCGGGCUGCAGUUCAUCGUAUAGUCUCGAAAUUAGCUCACCGACUGCUUCAGAAUCCAAUAUGUCCAAUAAACCGUCGAGUUUGCGCACGCCAACAAAUAGCGAAAGUACAACCAAUCAAGACCAACUUCGCCAACCAACUACGAAUAUUCACACAAACAACCAACUACAGACAGCAGAAGCCAAUCACGCGACAAAUUCAACACAGUGUGUUAACCAAACCGGAAGCUCCCAACUUGUGACAUCCCAAAACCCGAAUAUUGGAUUUUCGUCCGGACUAAACGCUGCUAAUGCUAACGAUUGCAAAGCACCAAUUCAAGCUAACAGUUUUUUCUCUCCAGAAGCGAGCCAAAGCGACACAGAAGAAACAUUUUACGCCUUUGUGAUCCUCCACGAAGCUGAAGACGCGGAUGAGGCGCAAAGACUACGAGACAGACUCGAACUCAUAACCUCUGCGUCUGGUGCGACGUUUUCCGACGACUUCGCCCAACCGGGAAGGUCGAGGUUAGGAUGUCUUGAAGACGCCAUCGAGAACUCUGCGUUUACCCUGCUGCUGCUCACGCAGAACUUCAAAUCCAACUUCAGCGCGACCACCGCCGAUUCAGCGAUAAUGAAUUCGCUGCUAAAGCAUCACAAAUUGAACUCUGUUAUUCCGCUGCUACCUCGCAAGAACCGUUUGUCGCGCGAAAGGAUUCCGUUGGUGCUCAAGACGAAGUUCUCUCUCGACGAAAGCAACAAGAUGUUCGAACGCACCUCCAGGGCCAUCACCCCGGACAACGUGGAAAAGCAAAGGAAGGUUUGGCUAAUCGACCAGCAUAAGAAGAAACUACAAGAGGAACAAAAGAGAUUGAUCGAGGAGAACAUCAGAAAUGCGGAACUACAACAAGCGAAAUUAGCGCUACUGAAACUAGAAAGCGAAAUGCGGCAGAAUAGCACGUUUUAUGCACCUUCUGCACCAACUCCGUUGAAUGGAGCAAUGUUUCAGCAACAUGCCUCAUGGCAGCCGCAAUCGUCCUGCAUCCACAUUGAGAACGCGCAGAAUGUUAUGAUCGGGAAUAACUCGAAUAUGAAUAUUGAUCAUGUUAAAAACUCAGCUGAUGAGUGACUUUUAAAUCAGCUGCAGUUUAAAGGGAUUUUGUUCCAACUAAAGUGAGAAAUCUCAUUUGUCUCUGUGUCGGAAUUCUUGCUUUAGCCAAUCAGAACACUCUCUUCCUAUCAGUCGUUUUGCAUGCUCACAUCCGGUUGGCUGAUAUGUUUUUGGGGGCGGGGUUCGGAUAAGGCCUGUUGUUGAAGUUUGCAAAAUAAACACACUUAAUUGUAUUAAUUCAUAAUUAGGGCUAUUUGCAUUUCACAUGUUGGUUCAUGGUACUAGGUUAUUGUUUUUGAAUUAUUAUCGGAGUCUAAGCUUUUACAAUUUGUAUGUUGCUAAUCACAGAAAAGAUUUGCUUUUAAAACUUUAAUGUCGACACACACAAAAAAAUGAACUGAAAACAAAAAUGUCUGGAGUGUUACUGUGUGGUAAAGACAUGUUUUAAUUAAAAUCAUUAAUACCAUAUGACUGUUGUAUUAUUUACUUUAUGUUUUCUCAUGACAAACUAUGAUAAACUAUUCUGUAUAUCUGUG